Messenger RNA from Hevea brasiliensis (rubber tree), 930 nucleotides. RefSeq names its product AP-1 complex subunit sigma-2. The transcript has 8 exons. Gene Ontology annotation, cellular component: AP-1 adaptor complex; intracellular membrane-bounded organelle; membrane coat. Bases 21 to 635 code for a protein of 204 amino acids. Gene Ontology annotation, biological process: vesicle-mediated transport; intracellular protein transport. Gene Ontology annotation, molecular function: clathrin-cargo adaptor activity. The record is from RefSeq and is a predicted model, not a curated record. NCBI's taxonomy places the organism in Eukaryota, Viridiplantae, Streptophyta, Magnoliopsida, Malpighiales, Euphorbiaceae.
AGAAAACAAAAGCGGGUGGUAUGCUGCUUAGCUGCAGGUGGUUUUCGAUAGAGUACUGGUAUCUUGAUUCUAACCAACAGAGAAUAUGGAGCUUUCCAGUAUCGAAAAUUGUUGCUAUAGUGCAUUCUGGUUCAACAAAUUGUAAGAAGAAGAUUCACUUUGUCCUUCUUAUUAGUCGACAAGGGAAAGUGAGGUUGACUAAAUGGUAUUCGCCUUAUUCACAAAAGGAAAGAACUAAGGUUAUUCGUGAACUAAGUGGAGUGAUUCUGAGUCGAGGGCCCAAGCUUUGUAAUUUCGUUGAAUGGAGAGGAUAUAAAGUUGUUUAUAAAAGGUAUGCUAGUCUUUAUUUCUGCAUGUGCAUUGAUCAGGAUGACAAUGAAUUAGAGGUCCUUGAAAUAAUUCAUCAUUAUGUUGAGAUUUUGGACCGUUAUUUUGGCAGUGUCUGUGAGUUGGACUUGAUCUUCAACUUCCAUAAGGCUUACUAUAUAUUGGAUGAGCUUUUGAUUGCUGGUGAGCUUCAAGAGUCGAGCAAGAAAACAGUUGCCAGGCUAAUAGCUGCACAGGAUUCGCUGGUGGAGAGUGCAAAAGAGCAGGCCAGUUCCAUAAGUAAUAUAAUUGCCCAGGCCACCAAGUGAGAUACGAAAGAGCAAUUGUAUUUUGCAUUGGUUGAUUUUGAAGUGCUGUGCAGUCUGCUGUUGAUGUUUAUUACAAUUUUCCUUGUUGAUAUGUGAAGUAUAUGUUAUUCUAGAAUUUUAUCACACUGGAUAGCUAUUGUGAUUCACCUAGAAUCUGUCCAAUGUGAUUCAUAUGAUUGUGGCCUUUGUCAAGUGAAAUUUAUUAUUAACUCAAUUGUUCUGUGAAUGUUGUUGGCAGUGAUUGUAAUUAAAUGCUAGAACAACUAAUGCAGUAGAUUCUACAUCAUUGUUAACA